UGUAGGAAAGAAAAUGUGCUAAGAAGCAUCACUGCCUUAUUUGGUAAAGGAAGAUGGGAGGAGGUAUCAGUGGGAUCAUCAUCAUAAGAGCUGUGAACUGCUCAUCUCAGGAGACCUAUAAGAGCAGCAGUUUAGGACCAGACACUGAGAGAAGAGAGAGUCAGUAAAGAUGAAGAGAACUGCUGUUCUUACUCUACUGCUGCUGUUCACCAUCAGCAUGCAGGAUGCUGAAACUGCUGAAGCUUCAAAGCCAUCAGAACCCCUUACUGAUCUGAAGCAGCUGAGAGACAUCGUGUAUGAGCAAGGAACCAUGCUGGUGGAGCUGAAGACUGAAAUGAAGUAUGUGAAUCAGGAAAAUGCAGCCCUGAAGACUAAAAUGGCCAAACAGAUGAAACAGAACAAACAAACAGAGAGUAAAGUGGAGCUUUUGAAUAAAGAGAUUUCAGCACAAGCAGCUGAGGGGACUGCUGUGAAGAGCAGGUUAGCAGCCAGUGAAAGUGACGUGAAACGCUUGAAGAAACUGAAUGCAGCAACAAAAACUGCAGUAGAAGCCAGUAAGAGUGAAGUAGUGAAGCUGAAGAAAGAGAGUGCAGCUUUUAACGGCAGACUGGCUACAAGUGAAAGUGAUGUGGACAAUCUGAAGAAAGACAUCAUAGAGAGACCAAAGGUGGCAUUCUCAGCUGCCCUGUCUGCAAGUUUGGGACCUGCGAGUGGCAUCGUAAACGUAGUUUACUCUAAAGUCAUCACAAACAUUGGAGGAGCUUAUAACCCAAACACAGGAAUAUUUACAGCUCCAGUCAGAGGAGUCUACUAUAUCAGGUUCACUACCUGUUCACAAAAUAGUGGCUAUAAUUCAGGUGUACAACUGUACAAGAACAGUGAGAAGCUGCUCUACCUCUAUGAAUACAAUUACAAUGGAUAUCAAAGAUACAUAAGUGGUGGUAUUACCCUGCAGCUGGAGGUUGGAGAUGCUGUUCACACACGCUUACCUGAUACGUUGAUGCUCUAUGAAACUGAUACCAAUCGUAACACUUUUAGUGGCUUCCUAAUCUUUACCAUGUGAGUUUUUCAGAUUGUAAUCUGGUGUGGUGGCCAUUUUAAUAUUGAGGUUACAUUUUGCGAUUUAUUUAAAAAAAUGUUUUUUGCUUCUAGAUUAAAAAAAGACAAAAUAUUGUCACAAUGUAUUAGCUGAUCCUGUUGCAUUAUAAAUAAAGUGUCAUUAUUCUAAAUA
Molecule: messenger RNA, 1231 nt
Organism: Electrophorus electricus (electric eel)
Lineage: Eukaryota; Metazoa; Chordata; Actinopteri; Gymnotiformes; Gymnotidae
Molecular function (GO): protein binding
Source: RefSeq, a predicted model, not a curated record